Messenger RNA from Ruditapes philippinarum (Manila clam), 957 nucleotides. RefSeq lists its product as uncharacterized. The record is from RefSeq and is a predicted model, not a curated record. Lineage: Eukaryota; Metazoa; Mollusca; Bivalvia; Venerida; Veneridae. The coding region runs from base 1 to 957 and encodes 318 amino acids. The transcript has 3 exons.
AUGAAUGAUAGAAUUGACAGCAUUGAACAGAAACAAGACAGUGGUAGUACACAAAUUAUUAUAGAGGAUUUUAUAGAGGACCAAGACAUUAUAGAGGCAACAGAUAUAACAGCUAUAGAGGGCGAGGUUCAUCUUACAAGCAACUUCGGUGAUAAAUUUCUUCAAGAAGCAGAUCUACACACAACAUGGUACUUGUCAUUCAGAUGUUUGGUUAUUCGAGAAAGAGAAUUAAAACGAAACAAAAAUAGGUUAGCUGUACUAAGAAGCGCAAUGUCAGGAAAGGUUACAAUAAGGCCAAAUGAAUCUGUUCAUAUUACAUGCUAUACUGAUAAAGAACUUGAAUUUCAACCGACUACAGCAUUUAUACAAGAAUGUGAAGACAGUAGCUUACCAUCCUACUUAGACAUUACACCAGCAGUAACACAUUAUGAACUUGGAAAAAACAAGUCUUUCACAGUCAACUUUUCAAAUCUGACAAUGAACACUUGUACUAUUUCUCCAAGAGCAAUUAUCUGUGAGUUACAAUCUGUGAUAGAUUUACUAGACGAAACACCUUUCAAACAACGACACAGAAGAAUUCCAACAAUGAUGACAGAUGAAAUAAGAAGCCACCUGAAACAAUUACUCGCAGCGGGAAUUAUAAGAAAAUCAAGGGUACCAUGGUGUUCUAAUGUAGAAUUAGUCGGAAAGAAAAACGGGAAAUUAAGAAUCUGUGUAGAUUACAGAAUGUUAAACAACAAGAGUGUUAAGGAUUCAUACGCAAUACCUCGGAUUGAAGAAGUUUUUGAUGUUUUAAAAGGAAGCAAAUAUUUCAGUACAAUUGAUCAAAAGGCAGGAUAUCACCAAGAAGAAAUAGAAGAAACACACAAGGAGAGGACAGCCUUUACUGUAGGAUCACUUAGAUUUUUCAAAUAUGUUAAAAUGCCGUUCGGACUUUCGAAUUCGCCAGCCACUUAA